AUGGUAUCAGUGUUUUUUUUACGGCUAUACACGUCCUUGAUGUUACCAGAUGAUUCUUUGCCUCUUAAGGAGUCCUGUAACCCAAAUCGUGCGGAACAAGAAUUGGACUUCGAUAUAGGGUAUUUACAUUCUCCAGUCAAUCGUAUUAAGCUACCUGCUGAAUGGAUAUUUGCAACUGCUGAUCAUGUUUCCAUUAAAGAUUUAGAAGAAGUUAGCACUGAAUUUGAUGACACCUUUCUGUGCCAUGAUAUUGCAAAGGACCUUCGACUUUUCCUUAACAACAAAAUAAAUUUUGAGACGUCUUCUUUCGGACUAACUCAACAAAUCGCCAAAAUCAUUUUGGCAAAAUAUCCUCAUGUCCCUAAAGCUCUGAUUCUACUAAUGGAACAUCGCAUUCUGCACACUCUUUUCAAAAAUGACUUCGAUGACAAUGAUUAUGAUUAUGAUGACAGUAGCGAUAUUUUUUUGCAAGAAAUUCCCAGUUAUGUGGAAAACAGCUUAAAAAAAAUUAUUGCCUGGAGUACAGACAUAUAUUAUGCUCCUAGUAAUAUUCUGGUAGUAGAUUUUCCCCUCUUAGAACAACAAAUAAUAACUGCUCUACGACAGAACAUCGAUUCUCGAGGUCUAUUAUUGGUUAAUAAUAGACCUCUUGCAGGAAAACUUGCCGAUAUUAUCUUAGUCCCUGAGGUUGGUCUGAGUUCUUUGUUAGAUAGGUAUGAUGUGGCGAUGGGAAUAAAUCGUCUUAUUCGGCAUGUUAAACAUAAACGCAGGCCCAUUAAUAUUUAUGAUCUUGAAAAUAAUAUUGGAAAUUAUAUUCUCACAAAGAUUGUAAAAGAAGAGUUAAAUGAUCAUGGUAUAAAAAUAUGGAAAUCGUUGGAGCAUGAUGGUCAUUUAGGCAUUGAUAGCAAUAAUAUAUUUUAUUAUGACGAUGAAAUGCUUGAGGAGCCACAAUAUAUUAUAGGGACGAUAGUUGUAGAGGAAAAUAAGGACAUAGAAGAAAUAGAAGAAAUAGAGGAAAAGGAAAUAGAUGAACCGAAGAAAGAAAUAGAGGAGAAAGUAGAUGAGCCGGAGAAAGUAGGUGGACCUGAGAAAGUAGACGAACCGGAGAAAGUAGAUGAGCCGGAGAAAGUAGAUGAACUGAAGAAAGUAGAUGUACCGGAGAAAGUAGAUGAACCGGAGGAAGUAGAUGAACCGGAGGAAGUAGAUGAGCCGGAAAAAGUAGAUGAACCGGAGGAAGUAGAUGAACCGGAGAAGGUAGAUGUAACAAGGAAAGUAGAUGAACCGGAGGAAGUAGACGUACCGGAGAAAGUAGAUGUACCAUGGAAACUAAAUGAACCUUGGAACGUAGUUGAACCGGAGAAAGUAGAUGAUCCUGAGAAAGCAGAUGAACCGGAGAAAGAAGAAAUAAAGAAGGAAGGAUACAGAAAAAAAAGUGUAAGAAAAGAGAAAAAACAGAAAAAGAAGAAUGAAGAAAGAAAGCACAAUGAAUACUGGAAUAAGAAAGUAGAAACAAACAAGAACGUAGAAAAAAAGAAGGUAGAAGAAACAGAGGAAGUAGAUGAAUCGGAGAAAGUAGAUGAACCGGAGGAAGUAGAGAAACCGGAGAAAGGAGAUGAACCGGAGGAAGUUGAUGAACCGGAGAAAGUAGAUGUACCAUGGAAAGUUAAUGAACCAUGGAAAGCAAAUGAACUGGAGAAAGUAGAUGAACCGGAGAAAGAAGAAAUAGAGAAGAAAGGAUACAGAAAAAAAAGUGUAAGAAAAGAGGAGAUACAGAAAAAGAAUAAUGAAGAAAGAAAGCACAGUGAAUACAGGAAUAAGACAAUAGAAAGAAACGUGAGAGUAGAGAAAAAGAAGGUAGAAGAAACAGAGGAAGUAGAUGAACUGGAGAAAGUAGAUGUACCAUGGAAAGUAAAUGAACCAUGGAAAGUAAAUGAACCGGAAAAAGUAGAUGAACCUGAGAAAGUAGAUGAACCGGAGAAAGAAGAAAUAGAGAAGGAAGGAUACAGAAAAAAAAGUGUAAGAAAAGAGAAGAAACAGAAAGUAGAAGAAACAGUAGAAGAAACAGAGGAAGAUGAAGAAAAAGAAGAGAAUGGAGAAAUGGAGAAAAAUGUAGAAAAUGAGGAGAAAGAAGACACAAAAGGGCAGGGAUACAGAAAGAAGAAUUCACAUAUGAACAAGGAAAUAGAAAAAAUCAAGGACGAAAGAACACAGAAGCAUGAAUAUAGAAAUAAAAAAAUAGAAAUAGAGAAGGAGGGAGAGAAAAAAAAGACAGAAGAAAAAAUUCCCGAAGAACCGUCAUCAACAGAAGAAUAUGAUGAUUAUGAUGAUGAAGAUUUAACUGUAGAGUCGGAAGAUGUUACAGGGACGAUAGAUGCAAGCAUAAAUAAAGAAGAAGAAGAGAAGGAAGAAGUCAAAAAGAAGAAAAAAGAAAUCGAGGAGAAAAGAAGAGAGGAAGAGGAAGAAGAGAGAAAGAAGGAAGAAGAGAGAAAGAGAAAAGAAGAAAAAGAGAAGAGAGCAGAAAGGAAAAAGGAAAAACGGAGAAAGAGGCAAGAAGAGAUGAAGAAGGAAGAAGAGAGAAAGAAGAUGGAACAGAAAAAUAGGGAAGAAGAAGAAGAAAAGAAAGCAGAGCAAGAAAAGGAAGAAGAAAGAAAGAAGCAAGAACAGGACAGCGAAAAGAAAGAAGAAAAAAAGGAACAGGAAGAAGUUCAAGAAGUAGACUCAUCAAAAUCGGAAACCGAAAAAGACAUAAAUUUUGGAAAUUUGCAAAGUAAGGUGUUAAACAGCUUGAGUGUUGCUGAGGAAUCCAAAGGUGAUUCUAAAUUAAUUGAAGAGUCACUGACCAAAUCACUGACAGCAGCUCUGAUUAAGGAGGUUCCCGCCAUUGGUAAUCAAAUCACUCACUCUGUUCUUGAAAGUAGAGUAUCAAAAAUUGUUCAACAAUUAGAAGAAGAAGGUAUUACAGAUAUUUCAUCUAAAAAAACGAAACAAUUAGUUUUCCAAAAAGUGUCAAACGUUGUCGAGAAUUUCCUUAAAACCUUAAACUUUAACGUUGUUAUUAAAUAUAGAACGAAAUUGCCUAAGGAUGAGCGAAUAGCAUGCUUGAGAAAGGUAGUUCGAAGUGUAAGUGAUGAGAUUUUCCUUAUGGAUUCAAAAAGUAUGAAUAGUACUUUGCUUGACCAGAAAAUUCUUCAAGUUCUUGAGGGAUGUAAAGUUGAGGCCCAAGUUACGGUUACCGACAAGUCUGAUAAGAACAACCCUAAGGUUGUUUCUGAUGUUACAACUAAAGCAUUCCAUGUUCGAGUUCCUCCUCUUAAGACAGGAAUUCAUCUUAAUUCCGAAGAAUCUGGAAAAGAGGAAACUAAACUUGUUGAGGAUAAGAUUUUUUCGAUUAUCAACGAAGAAAUAUCUACCAGUGGAAAAAAGCUGGAUCAAGAGGGUCUUAAAGGUAAAAUUUUGAAAGUACUUUCUGGUGAUAAGAAUGGCUAUUCUGUUAAAGUUACUGAUGGAUCAUCUUCUUCAUCAUCUUCUUCAUCAUCUUCUUCAUCAUCUUCUUCAUCAUCUUCGUCUUCAGAAAAUGUUCUGUUCAAUCUUAAAUCUGACGAUUUCGUCUCCUCUGCCCCUGCGAGGGUUCAAAGAAAGCGAAUAGUUGAGGAAUAA
Molecule: messenger RNA, 3657 nt
Organism: Belonocnema kinseyi
Lineage: Eukaryota; Metazoa; Arthropoda; Insecta; Hymenoptera; Cynipidae
Product: titin-like
Exons: 3
Coding region: 1-3657 (1218 amino acids)
Source: RefSeq, a predicted model, not a curated record